AAAAUUCAGUUUAUCUUAUACGAGCUACUUGGAUUGAUACUUUCUCUUUCAUAACAAAAUAUCUAUCUUUAAUUAAAAUAAUUUUGAGAGGGAUAAGAUUUCGUAAUUAUGGGUGGGGACAGUCCAUUAUGAUGCGAGUGGGCAGUCCUUUUUAUAGGCGUGAUGAGAAGGUGGUGAUCAGAUCAUCCCCCCCUUUCUUACUCCUCCAAACUACAAAAUUUAGAGAGAGAAUUAAGCAGACUCUCAUCACUAUCCAUGGAUCCGUACAAGUUCCGUCCCUCAAGUACGUACAAUACGCCUUUCACCACCACCAAUUCUGGAAAUCCUGUCUGGAACGACAACAAUGCUCUCACUGUUGGAAGUAGAGGCCCCAUCCUCCUGGAGGACUACCAUUUGGUAGAGAAAGUUGCUAACUUCGCCCGGGAGAGGAUCCCGGAGCGUGUUGUCCACGCGAGAGGUGCGAGCGCCAAGGGAUUCUUCGAGGUCACUCAUGACAUCUCUCACCUCACUUGCGCCGAUUUCCUCCGAGCACCGGGCGUUCAAACCCCGCUCAUCAUCCGCUUCUCCACCGUCAUCCACGAACGCGGCAGCCCCGAAACCCUUCGGGACCCUCGGGGUUUCGCCAUCAAAUUCUACACCAGAGAGGGAAACUUCGACAUGGUGGGAAACAACAUCCCGGUGUUCUUCAUCCGGGACGGGAUGAAGUUCCCGGACCUGAUCCACGCGAUGAAACCGAACCCGAAAUCCCACAUCCAGGAAACAUGGCGUUACCUGGACUUCUUCUCCCACAUCCCGGAGAGCCUCAACACCUUCACCUUCUUCUUCGACGACUACGGCAUCCCGCAGGACUACCGGCACAUGGAGGGCUUCGGCGUGCACACCUUCACCCUCAUCAACAAGGCCGGCAAGGUCAACUACGUCAAGUUCCACUGGAAGCCCACCUGCGGCAUCAAGUGCCUCUCGGACGAGGAGGCCAAGGUGAUCGGCGGCGCCAACCACAGCCACGCCACCAAGGAUCUGUACGACUCCAUCACCGCCGGCAACUUCCCCGAGUGGAAGCUGUUCAUCCAGAUCAUGGACCCGGCGGACGAGGACAAGUUCGACUUCGACCCGCUGGACGUGACGCUGACGUGGCCGGAGGACAUCCUGCCGCUGCAGCCCGUGGGGAGGAUGGUGCUCAACAAGAACAUUGACAAUUUCUUCACGGAGAAUGAGCAGCUGGCCUUUAAUCCCUCCGUCAUCGUGCCCGGGAUUUACUUCUCCAACGACAAGAUGCUUCAAUGCCGGACUUUUGCGUAUGGAGACACGCAGCGCCACAGGCUUGGGCCCAACCACCUGAUGCUGCCGGUGAAUGCGCCGAAAUGCCCCCAUCGCAACAACCACCAUGAUGGCUUCAUGAACUUCAUGCAUAGGGAUGAGGAGGUGAAUUAUUUCCCCUCCAAGUAUGACCCUUGCCGCCAUGCCGAGAAGCACCCCAUUCCCACCGCCGUCAUAACCGGGAGACGUGAAAGGGUGUGCAUCGAUAAGGAGAAUAACUUCAAGGAACCCGGAGUCAGAUACCGUUCAUGGGCACCAGACAGGCAAGACAGAUUUGUGAAGCGAUGGGUUGAUGCGUUAUCGGAUACCCGUCUCACCCACGAGAUACGUGCUAUUUGGAUAUCGUGGUGGACUCAGGUCGACAAGUCCCUUGGUCAGAAACUGGCGUCCCGUCUGAAUGUGAGGCCAACCAUGUGAAGGAAGCAACAAAGCAUAUACUCCUAUUCCUAUAUGUUUUGAUGAAGUAAUAAGUGGUGUAAACAUAAUCGGGUGUUUCCAACUACAAUUAUCGUCCAUCGUAAUUUCUUUUUACUUCUGUAAAGUUUAUUGCGUGUUGUAAUAUCUAUGUGCUUGGACACAUUUGGCCUUUUUAUUGUAAUGCGGUUUAUGUGUGUUA
Messenger RNA from Salvia miltiorrhiza (redroot sage), 1933 nucleotides. RefSeq names its product catalase isozyme 2-like. The record is from RefSeq and is a predicted model, not a curated record. NCBI's taxonomy places the organism in Eukaryota, Viridiplantae, Streptophyta, Magnoliopsida, Lamiales, Lamiaceae. Gene Ontology annotation, molecular function: catalase activity; heme binding. Gene Ontology annotation, biological process: hydrogen peroxide catabolic process; response to hydrogen peroxide. Gene Ontology annotation, cellular component: plasma membrane; cytoplasm; peroxisome.